Molecule: messenger RNA, 623 nt
Organism: Glycine soja
Lineage: Eukaryota; Viridiplantae; Streptophyta; Magnoliopsida; Fabales; Fabaceae
Product: auxin-induced protein 6B-like
Exons: 1
Coding region: 170-448 (92 amino acids)
Biological process (GO): response to auxin
Source: RefSeq, a predicted model, not a curated record
GCCAAUAAUUGAAGUAGCCUAUGGUUUCUUGCAUAACUAUAUAUAUUUAUGGCUGCAAGACUUUAGGACCAACACAAAUCAUUCACAACCUGGAGCAUUAAAAUUCAAAAGUUUAUUUUAAAGUCUUAGACGAUUCUCUUCUCCAGUCUCUAACACAAUCAAUAUAACAAUGGGUUUCCGUUUACCUGGUAUCAGAAGGGCAUUAUUUGCUGCAAAUCAAGCAUCUUCAAAAGUAGUGGAAAUGCCAAAGGGCUAUCUUGCAGCCUAUGUUGGAGAGAAAAUGAGGCGUUUUGUGAUCCCUGUAUCAUACUUGAACCAACCUUCAUUCCAAGAAUUGUUGAACCAAGCGGAGGAAGAGUUUGAAUAUGAUCAUCCCAUGGGUGGUCUCACAAUUCCUUGCAGCGAAGAUGUCUUCCAACGCAUAACUUCUCGCUUGAGUGGACAGUAAAUCUCACUGUAGGAGACAGACAGAUUAGUGGAGACAUUUUGUACUAAUAGGCAUUGUCUCGACUUGUAAAAAUCCCCCUUUUGUGAGAAAUAGGGAAAAGAAAGACCAUCAGAAUGACAAAAUCACAUUAUAUAAUUUUUUUGUGUGUAUAACGACAAUGAAUUAAAUUACUCAA